Messenger RNA from Nycticebus coucang (slow loris), 6648 nucleotides. RefSeq names its product WWC family member 3 (gene WWC3). The record is from RefSeq and is a predicted model, not a curated record. Gene Ontology annotation, cellular component: cytoplasm. The transcript has 24 exons. NCBI's taxonomy places the organism in Eukaryota, Metazoa, Chordata, Mammalia, Primates, Lorisidae. The coding region runs from base 410 to 4009 and encodes 1199 amino acids. Gene Ontology annotation, molecular function: molecular adaptor activity; kinase binding. Gene Ontology annotation, biological process: negative regulation of organ growth; regulation of DNA-templated transcription; cell migration.
AGGGCUGGGGAGUAACGGAAAGCCGGGGAGGGGACCCCGAGGGAUACUAGAAGACGAGCAGCCGUUGUACAGGAGCAGCCGAGAGUGGGCGUGUGUGCGUGUGUGGUGGGGGAGAAACGAAGAUGGCCGGGUGCGCAGCGGGAACCCAGGAGUCGCCGGCAGUGCCGGCUGCAGCUGCGACUCCAGGUCUGUGACUUCGCGUGCGGCAGCGAUCCGGGCGGAGCGGGAGGCGCAGGCAGCGGCGCGCAAGGCCGGACGGGCGCCUGUGCGAGGGCGCCGGGCGGAGGAUGCGCCGGGCGCGGCGGGCGGCUCCCCGCAGCCGCCCCCGCGCCCCGGGCGCCGGGCCUUAGUGCUGGCGGAGGAGGCGGUGCGCGCGGGGCGGCCGGGCGGCGGCGGAGCCCGCGCCGUCAUGCCCUGGCUGAGCGGCGGCCGGCGGCGACGGCGAGGGCAGCCGCCCGAGGCCCCACGGGAACCGCCGCCCGCGCAGCCCCAGCGGGAGCCACCGUCGCCGGCGUCCCCCGUCGCGGCCCCCACGCCCCCCGCGCAGCCGGCGAGGGCUCGGGAGAGCGCGGAGCUGCCGCUGCCGGCUGGCUGGGAGGAGGCGCGCGACUACGAUGGCCGCGUCUUCUACAUCGACCACAACACGCGUCAGACUUCUUGGAUCGACCCUCGCGACCGGAUAACAAAGCCGUUGACCUUUGCCGAUUGUGUUGGGGACGAGCUUCCUUUAGGAUGGGAAACUGUGUAUGAUAAACAAAUUGGAAUUUAUUACAUGGACCACAUAAAUAAGCUUACCCAGAUUGAGGACCCCCGAGAGCAGUGGCGGCGAGAGCAGGAACGCAUGUUGAAGGAAUAUUUAAUUGUAGCCCAAGAAGCUCUCAAUGCCAAGAAAGAAAUCUACCAGAUUAAGCAGCAGCGGUUCGAGCUGGCUCAAGAGGAAUACCAGCAGCUGCACAAAAUGUGUGAGGACGACAGCCGGUCCUACGCCAGCUCAUUCUCUGGAUAUUCAACAAAUACAAAGUACGACCCACACCAAAUUAAAGCAGAAAUAGCAAGUCGUCGGGAUAGGCUUUCCAGAUUAAAACGAGAGCUGACCCAGAUGAAGCAGGAACUGCAGUACAAAGAAAAGGGGGUGGAGACCCUGCAAGAGAUUGAUCGGAAGAUGUCAAGUGCUCACACCAGCUACAAACUGGAUGAGGCACAAGCUAUCAUGACAGAGCUCCGGACCAUCAAGAAAGCCAUUUGUACAGGGGAGAAGGAGAGGCGGGACCUGAUGCAGAGCCUGGUCCAGCUGACUGAUGGCUUUAAGAACAGCUGCUCCAUUACCGACUCUCCACAAGAUUUCCCACGUGAUCCAGGUGCACUUGGCCAUUCUGGUUUACCUCAGCAGUUCUGUGACGCUGGCUCUCAGACAGAGCUUGUCUUUGAUGAUAAAACAAGACUGGUAGACCGAGUUAGACUUAACUGGCAGUAUGAGGAAGCCAGAAAGAGAGUUUCAAACAUCCAGCAGCAGCUGGCCCAGCUUGAAAACGAGUCCUGGCCUGGCAUGGCUGAGGCCGACAGGGACCGGCUGCAGCUCAUCAAAGAGAAGGAAGCCCUGCUCCAAGACCUGCAGCUCAUCAUUCAGCAGCGGCGCUCGGUGGAGGACGUGGGCCGUCUGGAGCAGGAGCGCAGGCGGCUAGAGGAUGAGCUGCAGCGUGCACGGGCCACGUCUGUGCAGGGCGCUACCGAGAGGAUUCUACUUCAGGAAAAAAGAAAUUGUCUGCUUAUGCAGCUAGAAGAAGCCACCCGCUUAGCAUCCUAUCUCCAGUCCCAGUUGAAAAGCCUGUCUGCCAGCACCCUGACGGUGUCCUCGGGGAGCAGCCGUGGGUCCCUGGCCUCCAGCCGAGGCUCACUCGCCUCCAGCCGUGGGUCCCUGAGCUCCAUCAGCUUCACCGACAUCUACGGCCUCCCGCAGUACGAGAAGGCCGACGCUGAGUGCGGCCAGGUCCUGCGCUUCGAUCUCAUCCCCUUCGACUACCUGGGACGGGAUGCUCCCUUGCCAGACCCCCCGAGCCACUCAGGCCUCCACAAGCAAAGGCGGUCCUUGGACACGCCCCAGUCUCUGGCAUCGCUGUCCUCCCGCUCAUCCCUGUCUUCUUUGUCACCCCCAAGCUCACCCUUGGACACACCUUUCCUCCCGGCCUCCCGGGACUCACCUCUGGCACAGUUGGCGGAUGGUUUUGAGGUGCCAGGCCUGGGUGCCCUGGACAGACUGCGGGCUCAGGCCUCUGCUUUGGGGGAUGAAGAUUUGCAGGCCACAGUGUCCCUUCAGCCUCGCGGAUUCCCUGGGGAUGGGGAAGGACCGCACGAACGAGGACCCCAAUUGGCCGGGGCUCCCAUGGGUGGACCAGUGACUCUUCGAGAAGAUGGUGCCAAGAGGCUGGAGAGAAGAGCACGCCGCAUCUCUGCAUGCCUGUCGGAUUAUUCGCUGGCAAGCGACAGCGGGGUAUUUGAACCCCUAACCAAAAGGAAUGAAGAUGCUGAGGAAUGUGCCUACGGGGACACAGGCAGUAAUGAAGACCCCCAGAUCCAUGUGGGCAUUUUGCAUGACAGUGUCAGCGAGUGUCUCCUGGUGCACGUGCUGCAGCUGAAGAACCCUGCAGGGCUGGCAGUGAAGGAAGACUGCAAAGUCCACGUCCGCGUUUAUCUGUCCCCGCUGGACUCUGGCACGCCCAACACCUACUGCUCCAAAGCGCUGGAAUUCCAAGCACCACUAGUGUGUAAUGAGGUUUUCAGAAUCCCUGUGCAGCCCAGCAUGCUGGUGUUGAAGUCACUCCAGUUGUACGUGUGUUCGGUGAGCCUGCAGCUGCAGGAGGAGCUGCUGGGCAUUGCUCAGAUUAACUUGGCCGACUAUGACAGUUCCGGUGACAUGCAGCUACGCUGGCACCCCGUCCAGGUCUUCACCAGCCCAGAGCCCCCACGGACCAGGGAGGAGAGCUCGGCUGAGGACCCCGCCUCUGGCAAGACGGACGCAGUGACAGCACUGCUGGCCAGGACCACAGCCCAGCUGCAGGCGGUAGAGAGGGAGCUGGCCAAGGAGCAGGUGAGGCUGGAGUGCGCUGAGGAGGAAAACCUGGAGAUGGAGCAGAAGGAAGAGCGGGCUGAGGCCGUGUCAGAUCGGAGUUGGCAGGCGGACUCGGUGGAUAGUGGUUGUAGCAACUGCACCCAGACCAGCCCCCUAUACCCAGAACCCUGUUGUGUUGGUGUCGAUGCCAUCCUGGGACAUGCCUUUGCUGGCCAGGCAGAUGCUUACAGCCCUGAGAAACGUCAGCCCCUGCCCCUUAAGGUUGAUAAGGAAACCAACACAGAAGAUCUCUUCCCAGAAGCAGCCGUGGGUGCUUUGCAGGAGCGGCCCAGCCGCCGGGCCCGAGGGUCCCCUUUUGUUCGCAGUAGCACUAUUGUCCGAUCUCAGACCUUCUCACCUGGAGCACGAAGCCAGUAUGUUUGCAGGCUUUAUCGUAGUGACAGUGACAGUUCAACACUGCCCCGGAAGUCCCCCUUUGUCCGAAAUACUUUGGAAAGACGAACUCUUCGCUACAAGCAGUCCUGCAGGUCUUCCCUGGCAGAGCUCAUGGCCCGCACCUCCCUGGACCUGGAGCUGGAUCUCCAGGCGUCAAGAACACGGCAGAGGCAACUGAAUGAGGAGCUGUGCGCCCUGCGUGAGCUGAGACAGCGCUUGGAAGAUGCCCAGCUGCGAGGCCAGACUGACCUCCCACACUGGGUGCUGCGGGACGAGCGUUUCCGCAACCUGCUGAAGGAGGCUGAGAGGCAGACACGACAAACCAAACUCGACUACCAUCAAGAACAGGCCGCCGAGAAGAUGUUGAAGAAGGCCUCUAAAGAGAUCUUCCAGCUUCGAGGGCAGAACAGCAAAGAGCCCAUCCAAGUGCAGACCUUCAGGGAGAAGAUAGCAUUUUUUACAAGACCAAGGAUUAACAUACCUCCUCUCCCAGCUGAUGACGUUUGAUAUCAUGCGUUGUGCACAUGAAAUAUUUAUCUGCCUGUUUAUUUUCAUGAAGUUCUUAGACUAGCUAAAUUUGUCCUUAAAAUAUUUGUGCAAAGCUAUUAAUAUACACAUUUUGUAAAAAAAAAAAAAAAAAAACCGCAUAUAUCUAUACAUAUAUAUUUUAUAAUAGUGACGGCAACAGGGCUUGGUUUUUCCUUGUUGUGAAAUCGACAUCUCUGAAGACAGGUUAUUUUAUAAAAGAUCAACUAUCAUGUUAAGAAUGUACAGUUUUUACACUGUUUUAUUUGACUUAAAGGCUGGAAGACAGAAACGAAGUGAGUUCAGGCAAAUUCACUGUAUUGUAAUUUAUUUAUAGUACUUUUUUUUUUCCUUGAAGGAAAAUACUGACUUUAAGAUUUAUUUUGAGACUGAAAUUUUGUUCUUCAGUAUUUGUCAUGCAGUAGAAUGAAGCUUGGGGCGGUUUUGUUUUUGACACCUGAAAUGCAAACACUAUGUGCUAAACUUGUCACUUGUAUCAGUUUCUCAUAUGUGCAUUUACCAAGUAUAUUGUACACGUUCGCUCUCUUCGUGUUAUGUUAAAAUGUCACCUGCAGGAGUUCAGUUGUAAUUCACAAGUGUGUGAGCAUUGCAGAGGUCAGUCUCCGAUGUGGACUGCCACUGACCGUUCCUCAUUUCUAUGUUGUCUUCUGAUGUAUCUUUCUGUGCCCCCAUGGGUCUGAAGCAGGCGAUAGAGCCACCCUGUCCUGGACUUCAAUCUGCCUGUCCACGGUGGCCAUCCACGCUGCCCAUUCUCUGAGCAUGCACAGCCUGCUUCCCGUCCGACCUGUCUGACUGUAACAGACCAGGAGGGUGGUAGGAACUCCUGCCAUGCCACUGUGUCAUGAAGGAAAGUGAAAAGGGAACUGGUAAUGCCCAUUUUCAGUGACUCUGUGGGUGAACGUAGCAGUUAUGUCACAGACAUGAUCACCUUUGAAGGUGCUUUUUGGGGGCAGGGAAGGAUGUGGGUAACUGGAGUUACCCAGUGAGUGAUUACAAGAGUGUAUUUGAUUAAAAUGAGAAUGGCCCCCGUGCUGCAGCCUACCUGAUGUUCCUCAAGUAAUCUGAGAACUAGCUCAUGAGGAAAAAAACCUUUUAAUGUAAUAAAAGUGUGCCAUUAUUCUUUUAAAUGCCAAAUGAUAUAAAUAUUUUGCCUAAUAUGUAUUUAUUACACAUGAAAUGCACUCUCCUUUAUGAGACCUUAGAAGAGUGAAUGAGAUGAGUCACAGAAAAUGUCAAAGAAAACAGAAUUCUCUCUUCCUAGGUCUUUCUCCCUUGGAAAUGUCCCUUUUAAUCAGGUUUUUCCUCUCUUCCCAUCAAUUGGUAACCUUCCCCUCAUAUAACCCACUUUCCUUUUUACAUUUAUUAAAAGUGAAUUUUAUAAAAGCAUUUCAUUAACACGCGACCUAUCACAGACAAUGGAAUUUGUCAGUGGUGGUUAAGACUGAAAACUUUAUGCUUUUCACAAUUGUCUCUUGCUAUGUAUUUCUGCCUCUAGUCUUGCUUCUUUUGCCUUUUUUUUUUUCUUGCCAAUUCCUUUUUAUAUGUGCCACCACAGAGGUAGAUGGGCAGCCACAAAGUAUCCAUGGGUUCUUAACUGGCAUUGCUUAGCAGGCCUCUGGGACCCAAGCUGUUGACACUUUCAACUCCAGCCAAGAACCCUGCACCUCUGCACUCCAAGGUGCACAGGGCGCCAAUGGUUUCUGCCUUGGGCUCAGGGCUCCUCGGCGCAGGGCAAGCCCCUUCAAGUAGCAAGGUAGGGGAAACCCACUAUGCCAGAACAGAAAGCCCCAUACAAGUGUUUUCAAAUCAGUUUCACUUCCCAGUUUAUGCAGAUUUCUUUUUUUCUUUUUAUUAAAUCAUAGCUGUGUACAUCAAUAUGAUCAUGGGGCACCAUACACUUGGUUCAUAUGCAGAUUUCCGUUUAGAGGGUCCCCUUCUCACCUCAUCAAGGUUUUUCUAAAAGAAUCCCACUGCUUCUCUGCGAGAAGCAAAUACAGCCCUGCUUUGGGGUCAGUCCGGGGAGCAGUGGUGUUUACCAUCCCCACUGCCCAUGUCUGCUUCUGCAGCUGGACAUGGCCCUGGCAAGGAAAGGAAGUUAAGACCAAUGGAAGCAGGAGAGCCGGCCGUUCUGCACAGGCACACUGUGGAGCACUCCCAUUCUGCGCCUCGUUCAUGACAGGGUUCUGCAGCUAAUGCCUAGUUAAGACUGCCACUCUAGGGAAUAUCCCACAUGUUAGAAAAGUGAACUCCCAUCAGCUUAAGGGUUAUUUUCAUCUGAUGUCGAAAUUUGGCCAUCCACUGGGCCUUGUAAUAAAAUCCUGUCAGGCUUUAUGGGCUGUUCUGGUCCAGAAACGAUCAGGAUUCUGCCACCAGGGUUCUUUAGAAACAGUGCUGCAUGUAAAAGGGUAUUUGGCUUUUGCUUCAUCUAAUCACUGAAUUGUCAGGCUUUGGUUGAUAAUUGCAGAAAUAAGUAACUUUCUGUUGUGGGAAUAAGUUAUAAUCAGCAUUCAUCUCUUUGUUUUUGUCACUGUUCUCUCUGAUCAUGUCAUUUGUAUUGUUUGAAAAUAUUUCUUCUAUAAAAUUAAACUAAUUUGCCUUAA